Molecule: messenger RNA, 3643 nt
Organism: Pongo pygmaeus (Bornean orangutan)
Lineage: Eukaryota; Metazoa; Chordata; Mammalia; Primates; Hominidae
Gene: SLC6A7
Product: solute carrier family 6 member 7
Exons: 14
Coding region: 267-2177 (636 amino acids)
Biological process (GO): amino acid import across plasma membrane; sodium ion transmembrane transport; nitrogen compound transport
Cellular component (GO): plasma membrane
Molecular function (GO): amino acid:sodium symporter activity
Source: RefSeq, a predicted model, not a curated record
GUCAGCUGUCUGUCUGUGUGUCUACGCGGGCGCAGCCGUGCACCCUUCCCCAGCCUCGGGCGCUGCGCAGGGACAGACAGGGCGUUCGCAGCGCCCUGCCCGCGCUCCACGCCCGCAGCCGCCAGACGGCAGCGCCUGCGUCCGUGCCCGCCCCAGCUGGUGCGCGGGAGCCGCGGGGGCAAAGGCACAGUGGCCAGCGGACCAUCUCUCGUGCCCUAGCUCUCUGCCCUCCGGGGCAGCUGAGCCCCGGCCACCCGCUCUCCAAGAUGAAGAAGCUCCAGGGAGCUCACCUCCGCAAGCCUGUCACCCCAGACCUGCUGAUGACCCCCAGUGACCAGGGCGAUGUCGACCUGGAUGUGGACUUUGCUGCAGACCGGGGGAACUGGACAGGCAAGCUGGACUUCCUGCUGUCCUGCAUUGGCUACUGUGUAGGCCUGGGGAAUGUCUGGCGCUUCCCCUAUCGAGCGUACACCAACGGAGGAGGCGCCUUCCUCGUGCCCUACUUCCUCAUGCUGGCCAUCUGUGGCAUCCCCCUCUUCUUCCUGGAGCUCUCCCUGGGCCAGUUCUCCAGCCUAGGGCCCCUGGCUGUCUGGAAAAUCAGCCCCCUCUUCAAAGGCGCCGGCGCAGCCAUGCUGCUCAUCGUGGGCUUGGUGGCCAUCUACUACAACAUGAUCAUCGCCUACGUGCUCUUCUACCUCUUCGCCUCCCUCACCAGCGACCUACCCUGGGAGCACUGUGGCAACUGGUGGAACACAGAACUCUGCCUGGAGCACAGAGGCUCCAAGGACGGCAACGGGGCCCUGCCCCUCAACCUCACCUGCACCGUCAGCCCCAGCGAGGAGUACUGGAGCCGCUACGUCCUCCACAUCCAAGGCAGCCAGGGCAUUGGCAGCCCUGGGGAGAUCCGCUGGAACCUCUGCCUCUGCCUGCUGCUGGCCUGGGUCAUCGUGUUCCUCUGUAUCCUCAAGGGUGUGAAGUCUUCGGGCAAGGUGGUGUAUUUCACGGCCACAUUCCCCUACCUCAUCCUGCUCAUGCUGCUGGUCCGCGGAGUCACCCUCCCAGGGGCCUGGAAGGGCAUCCAGUUCUAUCUCACCCCCCAGUUCCACCACCUGUUGUCUUCCAAGGUGUGGAUUGAAGCUGCUCUUCAGAUCUUCUAUUCCCUGGGUGUGGGCUUCGGGGGGCUCCUCACCUUUGCCUCCUACAACACGUUUCACCAGAACAUCUAUAGAGACACUUUCAUCGUCACUCUGGGCAACGCCAUCACCAGCAUCCUGGCUGGCUUUGCCAUCUUCUCCGUGCUGGGCUACAUGUCUCAGGAGCUGGGCGUGCCUGUGGACCAAGUAGCCAAAGCAGGCCCUGGCCUGGCCUUUGUCGUCUACCCACAGGCCAUGACCAUGCUGCCUCUGUCACCCUUCUGGUCCUUCCUCUUCUUCUUCAUGCUUCUGACUCUCGGCCUAGACAGCCAGUUUGCUUUUCUGGAGACCAUUGUGACAGCUGUGACAGAUGAGUUCCCGUACUACCUGCGGCCCAAGAAGGUGGUGUUCUCAGGGCUCAUCUGCGUGGCCAUGUACCUGAUGGGGCUGAUCCUCACCACUGAUGGGGGCAUGUACUGGCUGGUCCUUCUGGAUGACUACAGCGCCAGCUUCGGGCUGAUGGUGGUGGUUAUCACCACGUGCCUUGCCGUGACACGGGUGUAUGGCAUUCAGAGGUUCUGCCGAGACAUCCACAUGAUGCUGGGCUUCAAGCCGGGCCUCUACUUCAGGGCCUGCUGGCUGUUCCUGUCCCCAGCCACGCUCUUGGCCCUGCUGGUGUAUAGCAUCGUCAAGUACCAGCCCUCGGAGUAUGGCAGCUACCGCUUCCCGCCCUGGGCUGAGCUGCUGGGCAUCCUGAUGGGCCUGCUGUCCUGCCUCAUGAUCCCAGCUGGCAUGCUGGUGGCUGUGCUUCGAGAAGAGGGCUCACUCUGGGAGCGGCUCCAACAGGCCAGCCGGCCGGCCAUGGACUGGGGACCAUCACUGGAGGAGAACCGGACGGGCAUGUAUGUGGCCACGCUGGCUGGGAGCCAGUCACCAAAGCCACUGAUGGUGCACAUGCGCAAGUACGGCGGCAUCACCAGCUUCGAGAACACGGCCAUCGAGGUGGACCGUGAGAUUGCAGAGGAGGAGGAGUCAAUGAUGUGAGGCAGGAGGCAGGUGGGCAGAAGGCCCUGCCCGGGACCUCACAGUCCCUUCUUAGAAGCCUGCAAAGGUCAGCUGUGCCCUCUGGGAUUCUGAGAGGCUAUGGGGGGCCUGCCAGAGGGAUGCCAGUCCCCCAAUGGGGGUCCCUCCUGCAGCCUCUGCCUCUCCUGAAACCUCUGACAACCCCCUACACACACACAGGCAUACUCAGACCCACUCAAAGCUGAGAAUGAUCCAACUCAGCCCUACUUUGCGGAUGGACAUAUUGAUGCCAGGAGGGGAGGGACUUGCCCCAGGUUGCAUGGCAGGGGGGACUUGACCCCACGCCUCCUGACCAGCCAGCUCCCUUUCCCAUGGGGCAGCCGGCACCACCUUCUCAUCUCUAUUCAGGGCCUACACCCCUCUUUUUUGGGGGAGCCUGUCCCCACACACCUCAGCACAAGCAGAAUCUUGAGUUGGGCAGGGAGGGUCAGGGCUACAGAGGCUCUUGAGGCUCCGAGGCCCUGGGGAUCAAGGGUCGAUGAGUUAGGUGGGGAGAAAGAUCCCUGGGGGCUCCUGUGUGCAGGACUCCUGAAGGAGGUGGGAGCUGAGGGCCCUGGAGGAUGGGGAAGGUUUGCAGAGAGAGGAAGAAGAGGGCAGGGUGGGGAGGAGCUCUGGGCCAGAGGAUGCUGAGCUGCCUGGGCAGAGACCAAGAGGGUUGGAGACACUAGUUUUGCCAGGUUACAGGAGGGUUCAAGACAGAAGGAAAACUAACACAGUGGGAGCCUGGGAUGAUGGGGAGGGCAGGGGAUUUGCAUGAUGGAGAAUAUCAUUCCGGAUCUGUGCAGAGCAGAUCGGAGGGCACAGGGUGGAGCGGGGAGGCCUGUGCAAAAUGCGAAAGAGCUGCCGGUGGCCUGAGCCAGGGUGCUGGGGCUGUGGGUGGGGAAAGGAGGCCCCAGCACUUCAGACAAAGGCCACCCCUUCACCCACUGGACCCCAAGCCACAAAAGCUGGGGAGGUAGGAAGGGUCACUGUGAGGGCCCAGGGCCCCUCUCUUCCCAUCUCCCUUGUCCUGGUGGCCUUCAGUGUCUCUUCCAGUUCCAGGAGCUGCUGGGAAGCUGGCCUUCAUUGUUGGUGACAGGGCAACCAUGGGACUAGGAGGUGGCCCAUACACAUGGCUGGCUGGUCCCGAGGCCACCCACCCUGUUCCAGGACAUGGGCCCUGGGUCCGGUGUGGGGGUAGAUGCAGAGGGCAGAGGGUAGCCCUUGGUACUGUGGGUCUCUCAAAGAGGAGAGUGGGGUGCAGAAAUGCCUCAGCAUGGCUCAUGCACACAGCAUUCUCCCAUGGGGCAGGGCUCCCUCGUGCAACAGGCCUCCCUGUGGCCAGCCUCUAUGCCUGUCUCUCGCUGUGUCCCCCCAUCCCCUUGUGUUCCAUUGGUUCAUUGUUAAUAAAUAUCAAAUGAGGUCAUGCUCCUUACCCCGUCUCCUUA